Lasiosphaeria miniovina is the source of this 324-nucleotide messenger RNA. RefSeq lists its product as uncharacterized. The transcript has a single exon. Lineage: Eukaryota; Fungi; Ascomycota; Sordariomycetes; Sordariales; Lasiosphaeriaceae. The record is from RefSeq and is a predicted model, not a curated record. The coding region runs from base 1 to 324 and encodes 107 amino acids.
AUGCCUAUCCGCAUCCCCGCCGCUACUAAGACGGAAGUUUUCUGUUUCGGCGCAGCAGGCGUCAGCGCUUUUGCCCCGUUCUACAUGAUGGCCCCUGGCGCUGAGGAGCGUAUCGCACGCCAGACUGUCAAGUGGGCUCCUCGAUGGGAACGCAACAUCACAUUCUUCAAGUCGCCAGUCGAGCGAAGCAUCCAGAAAGUCACGCCGCCCGUGGCCAGAACUGUGCAGAGGGUUGACCGAAAGCUACCCCUUGAGAACGUCGCCAAGAGAGCCGACAGCCGGAUCAAGAAGAACUUCGACAUCUUGGGAAUCAAGCGUACCUAA